Suillus discolor is the source of this 402-nucleotide messenger RNA. RefSeq lists its product as uncharacterized. The transcript is spliced from 5 exons. The record is from RefSeq and is a predicted model, not a curated record. The coding region runs from base 1 to 402 and encodes 133 amino acids. Lineage: Eukaryota; Fungi; Basidiomycota; Agaricomycetes; Boletales; Suillaceae.
AUGCUGGAUAAGCCAACAGGCUGCCUACUUGAAGAUCACUGGCAAUACACUACAAUUCCGCCCCCCGCUGGUCGUGGCAUGCAACCGUCGGCUAUUUUUACUUCAUUUGCAAUCACUGAACAAAUGUUAGCCUUAGGAAGAGCUUGUAAUUUCACCAUCGACAACCACUCCCUCAAUGCUGACAACAGCCUUGGUGAGAUUUAUAAUGCCUCAAGUAAAUAUUUAUAUGGCUGGACUGCAUUGGACCAACGCUACCUACACCUCAAAGGUGUCAAGUGCCCGCAGCGCACUACCGAGCUGCGCCUGCAUGCUCGGGUUAUACAAACAGAGCUAUUCAUUGCACCAUCAACAACAACUCACCCGGUGCUGACAUUAGGGUGGAUGGAUGCGACAACGAGCUAA